AUGUUCGCAACCAAAGUUGUGUAUCUUAUUUUUUCACUGAUCGCUAUUGCAAGGUCUGUUAUCGUGGUAACAAACCAGUCCGAAUACGACGCCUGGUCUGACGCACUACCUGACGAAACUUAUCAUCAACUAGUCGAACCGAAUUCUGCUUCCCAGAAUGCGACGGUUCAAGCCAUUACUAAUGAUGGGGAGGUGUACGCUACCUUUACACUUACUUUAAAUGGAACGGCAAGCCAGUGGUAUGAAGAAGUUACAGCUCGUUGGAUCGCAAUGGAAGAAGCGGUCGCAGCUGGGGAGAAUGCGUGUCCGUUACAAGUGGGUUACAAUGAACAGGAUUGCUCUACACUAGACAGUAACGGUACAAGCACACUUAGCAAUCUCUACUCUACAAGCACACUUAGCAAGCGCUAUUCCAUUAUCAACAACUGUGGUUGGUGGUGUGGCAACUCGCCUCAGUGUUCAGGACUCACUACUAAGUGUCAUAAAUGCAAGUCUCUUCGUCAGGGAUGGCGCAAACAUUGUUUAUUAUCAUGGUAA
This is a messenger RNA of Torulaspora delbrueckii, 537 nucleotides long. RefSeq lists its product as uncharacterized. NCBI's taxonomy places the organism in Eukaryota, Fungi, Ascomycota, Saccharomycetes, Saccharomycetales, Saccharomycetaceae. The record is from RefSeq and is a predicted model, not a curated record. The transcript has a single exon. Bases 1 to 537 code for a protein of 178 amino acids.